UUUACAAAUGCAUAAAUCUGCAAAUAAUUCAAUAUACAUAAUAAGUUGGAUGGAUCAAAUCAUCAACAAAUCAAUCUCUUCUCCAUACCUUAUAAAAAUCAAAAAAGAAUGGGAAAAUUAUGCAACUCAAAUUGGACAUCUAAAAGAUAAAGUUCAAAUCCUACAACCAAUAUUAAUAAAAAAUCAAACCUCUCAAACAUUAAACACAAAUAAUAUUCCACUACCACCAACACUCAAAGAAAUCUACUCGACAAUACUCAACAAUCACCAAUGUAAAUCAAAAGACUAUAUUGGCAAGAAAUAUUCAGAUCUACUUCUUACUUCGCACCAACAAUCAAUACAACUAUUACGGAAAUACACAUACCACCAACUAUUUGUCAAAAUUCAAAAAUUAAAAGAUCCAUAA
Molecule: messenger RNA, 406 nt
Organism: Dictyostelium discoideum AX4
Lineage: Eukaryota; Evosea; Eumycetozoa; Dictyosteliales; Dictyosteliaceae
Exons: 1
Source: RefSeq, a predicted model, not a curated record